AUGUUGAGUGAGCCCUCGUCGCCCACUGUUUUCAUCAACGCGCAGGAACCUCUCCUGAACGAAAUCGAACGUCUUAAGGAGCAAUACAACCGCCUGGAGGAAGACUUUGCUUACUAUGAGGAGUCGAAUGGUGGGCUUCAAGUACAAGUCGACAACCAGGCUUCAGAUAUCGAUGCCAAAGAUCGAGAAAUCUCAUUUCUGAAAGAACUGGUCGACCGCACAGUGAGGGAUCAUGAGAAAGCCCACGAAGAAGCCGAGUUCUUGAGGCGUCGAAGUUCUGUCCUCGAGAUCACCGUCAAAGCCAACGCAAAAGAGCUCAAUGGUCUCUAUGAGGUAGAACAGCUCCUCACAGCCCGCGAAGCUGAAGCUCGCCUAUUCGCCGCCGAACUGCUUGAGGUCAAGACUGAUCGCGAUGACAAACUUGCCGAAGUGAAAGGUCUGGAAGGAGAUUUGGAACGACAACAGUUGGUGCUGGACGCCAAAGAUCGAGAAAUAGACUCUCUCUACGAACGCAUCGACAUCUUCGAACGACACAUCAGCAUCACGAAAGAUCUAGCUGUCGACGAACUGGAUGACUGUCUCUACGACUUCGUGGAGAAAGUCACCGCCAUAGAAGGCGAUGUUGUCAAGCCCUCUCCCCCCACCUCUACCAGCAAGAAAGAGAAACGCCAGUCCUUCACCGGUGGCUUCAACCUCGCAGAUGAAUUCGACGCCCUUAGCGAUGGCGAAGAAGAGUACGAGUCUGAAGAUGAUGAAGGAUCAGAUACGCGCAGUGUACUCUCCGACAACUCUGUUCGAAGCCGGAAGAGAAGGGCCAAGCAGGCUUUGGCAAUGUCAGCGUUGCAGUACUUGGAGAUCCAACCGUCGAUCAAGAACCCGACUGCUUCUGUUGGCACGCAGAUGAGUCCCAUCUCGCCAAAGCCCAUCAAGCCGCUUCCUCAGAUGGCCAGCGCAGAGACUCAAACCAGUCCUAUCAAUCCCAUCACUUCCCCAGCCAAGUCUACUGCACCAAAGUAUGCCAGCAACGAUACUCAGACAAGCCCAGUGGCCUCUUCGCCCCGGAAGGAGGUUCCUACAAAAGGAGCAUCGCAGACGUCCAGCUCUGGAGCCCAGUCAAGUCCAACAUCUUCGCCUCGAAGAUCGAUUUUUGAAGUGAUCAGUUCC
This is a messenger RNA of Aureobasidium pullulans EXF-150, 1164 nucleotides long. RefSeq lists its product as uncharacterized. The annotation marks the transcript as partial. The record is from RefSeq and is a predicted model, not a curated record. NCBI's taxonomy places the organism in Eukaryota, Fungi, Ascomycota, Dothideomycetes, Dothideales, Saccotheciaceae. The transcript is spliced from 2 exons.